This is a messenger RNA of Aplosporella prunicola CBS 121167, 1670 nucleotides long. RefSeq lists its product as uncharacterized. The transcript has a single exon. NCBI's taxonomy places the organism in Eukaryota, Fungi, Ascomycota, Dothideomycetes, Botryosphaeriales, Aplosporellaceae. The coding region runs from base 217 to 1365 and encodes 382 amino acids. The record is from RefSeq and is a predicted model, not a curated record.
GCGCGCGCAAAACUCACCCUUAUCCAGCAAAUCCUCCGUCUUCUCCGCCUCGGGCCCCCCGCCCGCCGCCUCGUUCAGCCGAUCCGACCACUUCUGAAAGACGGAUUUGUUCUUCUCCUCCUGCUGGCGCUGCCAGCGCGCCUCCUCCUCCUUCUCCCGCCCCGUCACCUUGUCCAUCAGCUUGGUCUUGAAGUCGCGGUUGGCGAGCUCCUCUUCAUGCGCCUUGCGCUCCGCCUCCUCGCGCUCUUGGCGCUCGCGCUCGCGCUCCUCUUUGCCCGUGAUGCGGUCCAGGAACGACGCCUUCGUGUGCUCGCCCUCGGCGUGGAAUUUUGCGUUUUCCGCUUCGGCCGAGCCGUGCUGCUGCUGUCCGUCGUUGUCUUCGCCUUCAUCCUUCUUGCCGCCGCCCAUCAGGUUGCUCAAAAACCCUCCGCCCUCCUUGUGCUGCUGCUCCGAGCUGCCGCUGCCCCCCUCGCCCGCCGCAGCAGGGUGGUACUGCGCGGCGUCGUAACGGCGCUGGGCCUCGAUCUCGGCCUGGGGGUCCUUUUCGCCGCGGCCGGCAAUGGCCGUGGUGAUCUUGUCGAGGAAGCCCGAGUGCUGCUCGUGCUCGGCGGGCUCGGCGGCGGCGGGGUGCGUCGUCGCGGCGUCGAUGUGCUGCUGUUGUUCGUGCUGCUCGGCGGGGGCGUCGCUGCCGUCCUCGUGCUUGAACUUGUGGAUGAAGUCCAUGGCGUGUUUGCUUGUUUGUUUGUGUGGUUGCGUGUGCGGGUGUGGUUGUGCGUGUCGAUGGAUAGCUCAAUGGCUCAAGACGGUGCAAUUGGCCCUCUCAGAAGCGUGUACGUACUUCGUAGUAUGAGAGAAAGAACGAAGAAGAGGAAGCAGACGCACACGCACACACGCCACGACCCCUCCCUCUACAUAUACCUAGUCAAGCAAAGCAAAAAAAACUGCCCACAGCCUACCAGCUACCCCACUCCCCGCGGGCCAUGGCCACCAGCAGCACCACCACGCGCACCUCCGCCGCCCAUCGUUAGUCGCCCGUCGCCGCAAGCCGUGACGUGUCGGCUGCCUACCUACGCUACUGGCGACUCGCGAGACGGCUCACGAAUCAGCGUCCCGCGCACCCGCGACUCAGGCAUGUGGAGCUGCAAGUCUGAGCUGAAACGCGCUUGUGCGCGGCGGUAUGAGGCCGGUGCUUUGCGCUGCACAGCCACGGUUGGUGGAGGGGAUUGCCGGACGGUUGAGGGUGAUGAUGGGGAUGGUGAUGGUGAUGGUGAAGGUGAGGUGCGGGAGGAAAAGGUACAUAGGUUGCGUUUGCUUCGUCCAUUGGUGGACAGAAGCGCAAGCAAGCACAAUAGAUCGCGCGUCUAAGUAUGGUCUGCUCCUCUGCACCACACCGUACGAACAAGCCCUCCAAAACCACAGACACAGACACACCACCGCAGCAAGUCAACAAACGCACGCACGCACGCACACACCACCACCAAGCCCAAGCGCCGCCUUCUACAAACAUUUGUACAAUACGGACACAGCCGCGCACACACCACCACCACCACCACGACCAGAAACGGCGGCGCACGCACGGCCGCGGGAGCGAGCGAGCGAGCGAGCGAGUAGCGAGGACUGUAGCGAAUAGCGAGUAGCGUAGCGAGUAGAGUAGAGUAGCGAGUAGCGCC